CUCGCGAGCGUUACUGUGACUGGCGGAGGCGGCGCAGCUUGGUCCGGCUCAGGGGUGUUGUGAAGCCGAAGGUGCCGCGAGGCGGGAGGGAGCAGAGACCAUGUUCCGAGUGGCGGCUCCUGGGCAGCUCCGGCUGGCGGCCUCAUUGCUACGAUUUCAGAGUACCCUGGUAAUAGCUGAACAUGCAAAUAAUACCCUAGCACCUAUUACAUUAAAUACCAUCACUGCAGCCAAACAUCUUGGAGGUGAGGUGUCCUGCUUAGUAGCUGGAACCAAAUGUGACAAGGUGGCACAAGAUCUCUGCAAAGUAGCUGGUGUAGCAAAAGUUCUGGUGGCUCAACAUGAUGCAUACAAAGGCCUCCUUCCAGAGGAACUGACACCAUUGAUUUUGGCAACUCAGAAGCAGUUCAGUUACACACACAUCUGUGCUGGAGCAUCUGCUUUUGGAAAGAACCUUUUGCCCAGAAUAGCAGCCAAACUUGAUGUAGCCCCAAUUUCUGACAUCACUGUGAUCAAGUCACCCGACACAUUUGUAAGAACUAUUUAUGCAGGAAAUGCUUUAUGUACGGUGAAGUGUGACGAGAAAGUGAAGGUAUUUACUGUCAGAGGAACAUCUUUUGAAGCUGCAGCAACAAGUGGAGGUAGUGCUAGUUUGGAACAGGCAUCAAGUACUUCCCCAGUGGGGAUAUCAGAAUGGCUUGAUCAGAAAUUAACAAAAAGUGAUCGACCAGAGCUAACUGGUGCCAAAGUGGUAGUAUCUGGUGGUCGGGGUUUGAAAAGUGGAGAGAACUUUAAGUUGUUAUAUGACUUGGCGGAUCAACUACAUGCUGCAGUUGGUGCUUCUCGUGCUGCUGUUGAUGCUGGCUUUGUUCCCAACGACAUGCAAGUUGGACAGACAGGAAAAAUAGUAGCACCAGAACUUUACAUUGCUGUAGGAAUAUCUGGAGCCAUCCAACAUUUAGCUGGGAUGAAAGACAGCAAGGUGACUACACAACAGUAAUGAUGCUAAGAGAAAAACGUUUUGUAUUCUAAAAUUUGAGUUUCA
This is a messenger RNA of Equus quagga, 1045 nucleotides long. RefSeq names its product electron transfer flavoprotein subunit alpha (gene ETFA). The record is from RefSeq and is a predicted model, not a curated record. Gene Ontology annotation, molecular function: flavin adenine dinucleotide binding; electron transfer activity. The transcript is spliced from 10 exons. Lineage: Eukaryota; Metazoa; Chordata; Mammalia; Perissodactyla; Equidae. Gene Ontology annotation, cellular component: mitochondrion. Bases 101 to 1000 code for a protein of 299 amino acids.